Messenger RNA from Saccharomyces eubayanus, 1713 nucleotides. It is a transcript of the gene RKM3, whose product is annotated as protein-lysine N-methyltransferase. Gene Ontology annotation, biological process: peptidyl-lysine monomethylation. Gene Ontology annotation, cellular component: nucleus. Bases 1 to 1713 code for a protein of 570 amino acids. NCBI's taxonomy places the organism in Eukaryota, Fungi, Ascomycota, Saccharomycetes, Saccharomycetales, Saccharomycetaceae. Gene Ontology annotation, molecular function: protein binding; protein-lysine N-methyltransferase activity. The transcript has a single exon. The record is from RefSeq and is a predicted model, not a curated record.
AUGUCGGUGACUUGUGAGGAUGACAUAGAUCGAAUCAUAAAGUUUGUUGCUGACUGCAAUGCCAAGUUUGAAAAUUCAAAGUGCGAUAUAAGAGAAUCUGCCCUUGGCGGGUUGGGCGUCUUUGCCAAGUCCGACAUUGCGCAGGGCGAGACAAUAUUGACGCUGAAUAAGUCCUCAAUUUUCUCUGCAUCUAACAGCUCCAUUGCCAAUUUGUUAUGCGAUAACGAUAUUGACGGUAUGUUGGCGCUAAACAUGGCAUUUAUCUACGAAAUCACAGUUUUCAAGAACACUAGUCAUUGGUACUCCUUUCUGCGAACCAUCCGGUUCCACGAUGAUAAAGGCCGCUUGAAUCUACCGCCAAGCUUUUGGAGUACAAAUGGCAAGAAACUUUUGAAGGGAACUAGUUUUGAUACUUUAUUCGAUGCUUUGGCACCAGAGGAUGAAAUCAUACAAGGAUUUGAAACCGCCGUAAAUCUGGCACACAACUGGAAUGAAGAAUUUGGAUUGGAGGUACCUGCAGAAUUCUUCCACAUUGAUGAGAAGCAGCGUGAAAAAGAUUAUAAAUUGAAGCUAGAAAGGUUCAUUUCGGUGGCAUACACGUUAUCGUCAAGGGGGUUUGAAAUCGAUUCGUAUCAUGAAACAGCGCUAGUCCCCAUUGCGGACCUGUUCAAUCACCAUGCUACAAAACCUGAUUUGAAGUUUGUAUCGUUGUAUGAUGUUUGUGACAAAUGUGGCGAGCCUGGUAUGUGCAAACACCUGAUAGCGGAGGAAUUCCUGGAAGCAAAGGAACAAGAGAAGCAUACGCCUGCGACGGGCGGUACAGGUACUGCUACUAUUGACGAUAACUUAAUCAAUAGGCUCGAAAAUAAUUUGGAGGACGUAUGCUCUAAUAAGAGCGCGGAUGACGAAGACGAUGAUGAUGAUGGUAUACAAAACCCAGACGAAUGCGUUGACUUGGUGCUAAAGAACGAUGUAAACCAGGGUCAGGAAAUAUUUAAUUCAUAUGGCGAGCUGUCGAACGUUUUUCUAUUGGCCAGAUAUGGGUUUACCAUACCUGGAAACCAAUAUGAUAUUGUUCAUUUGGGACCCGAUUUUUUGGAAAUUUUCAGGAAAGAUGACAAACACCAGGAGAAAGUUAAGUGGUGGAGCCAAGUCGGCCAUGGAUUGUUUUCUGCAUGGUACGCUCAAAUGCGCCAGGAAGAAGAUGAAGACGAACAGAACGAAGCGCAAUCAGAUGGCUCGCACCAGGAAGUGAACAGUGAAAUAGAGGAAGAAAGCGAUGAGGAUGAAAAUGAGGACGAGGAUGAGGAUGAGGAUGAGGACGAGGAUGAGGACGAGGAAGAUGUUUUGAAGUCGUGGCUAUCCCAACUAUACAUUGAUUUCAGCGGCGAGCCUUCGCCUUCGACGUGGGCCCUGGCCAACCUGCUAACUUUAACAACAGCGCAAUGGGACACAUUCUUUUCUCAAAAGGCAUCUCACCAUAUCACCGACUCUAUCAUCAACGAGGAAAAAUUGCCCUUCUUAGCCAAGACCGACAACCUACACACCAAGAAAAUACUGUCGAAGCUACUAAAGAACAAGCAACUGCCCACUUUAACCGAUAGCCACGCAGUAAAGGAAGCAGGAGUGACUGAGGCAAUGCUCCAGAACUCUCGCAUCUUGGUGCAAUCCGAGCAAGAGAUUUUAGAUAGAUGUCUCAAAAGACUAACCUAA